This is a messenger RNA of Closterium sp. NIES-65, 1476 nucleotides long. The record is from the annotation of a GenBank genome assembly. Lineage: Eukaryota; Viridiplantae; Streptophyta; Zygnematophyceae; Desmidiales; Closteriaceae.
AUGGCCAUGCUACGCAGCUGGCAAGCCGACCCUCUCUUUCCGGCGGCGGAGGAGGUGCAGGACUCAGCAGACAGGCUGCGAUCCAGUUUCCAUCAAUGGCAACAGCUGACGACCGUUGAUACCGCCGGGUCAGGAGGCGGAGGAUUAGCGAGGGUGGACGAGGAGGGUGCGAGGCUCGUGCUCUUGUCUGCGUGCGAUACCUUGAAAUGGCAGCUUCAGGAGUUUGAGCGCGCUGUACUCCGCGAUGCCGCUUCCUCCACCGCGUCUCUCCGCCGCCCGGAGCGUGCGAGCGGGGGCCGACCCCAGGAGGUGCAGGCGCGGAGGCAGCAGUUCAUAUCCGCCAUCCGCGCGCAGCUCGCGCAGUGGUUGAAUGCGGGUACUAACACCCCACCAUCUGCUGCCUCAGUCGCAGGCAGAUGGAUGCAAGGCAGUCGAGUGGGUGGGGAGGGUCAAGAAGAGGAAGAGGAGGAGGACGGUGGCGUAGCAUGUGUGGGGAAAAGGUGUGUUGACUACUUGUCUGAGAGCGAGGGGGAGCGGGACGAUGUGGGUGCGGCCGCGGAGAGAGAAAGGGUUUCGUUACAGUUGAGGGCAGACCACCAGGCUGUGGCUGCACAUCAGCAGCUGCUCUCCCCUACCGCGCACCACCCUCUAUUGCCUCCCCCCGUCGCAUUACCCCGCCCUCCCCCACGCGGGGCCGUUCAAUGGGUGGCGUUUCUGCUGCAGCAGUUCCAGCAGGGGGUGGAGCGGGGCAGAGAGCAGAGCCAGGAGCAGGGGCGAGGGGAGAAGCAUGCAUGCUGCCAGGCUUGUGGGAGGCACCACUGCGGCAGUGCUGUUGGGGUGGGGGGCAGUAGCGGCAAGUGCGCUGAGAGUGACAGUGAUAGCGGGGGAGUGGCAGGAGCAGGGGAAGGUAGAGUAGGGGGAGGAGGGGCAGGAGGAGGAGCGGUAUUAGCAGCAGGUCCGGAGUUGAAGCUAGGGAGCUUGUCAUGUCUCACUGUUGCUGACCUGGAAAUGGGCCUUGCUCAUUUCAAUGCCUGCAACACCACCAACAACAGCAACAGCAGUAGUCGCUUCCGUCGCUUCCACUCCUUUUGGCCCGUAGCCUCGUCGCCAGCCCCUCCUCCCAUGACCGAGGAAGAUGACGAAGAAGCCCACCGCCGUGUGGUCGGGUGGCAGCUGUCAGUCAAGCGCCGCCGUCCGUUACUGGGCGGCAGUAGCAGCGCAAGCUGCAGCUCUGGUGUUACUGGCAGUAGCGCUGGUGGUGGUGCUGGUGGUGGCACUUGUAGCAGCAACGGCAAUCCUGGGGGUUCGUUGGGCAGUGGUGCUGGUGAUGUGGGCUUGACAGCGCUACAGGUGGUGGCUGUGGUUGUGUGUACCUCGGUGGUGGUGUGUGUGCUGCUACUGCUGCUGCUGAAGCUUCACAGCUCAUAUGAAGGGGCGAGCUCCAUCGGCACUGGCACUGGCAUGUCAAGCGAGUGA